GAGAGAGAGAGAGCACGAAGACGAAAAAUAAAACAACAAACACCUACAGAGAAUGGGGGGAGUUUGUGCCAGUGUGUGGCUUUGGGAACAAAAGGGGAGGAGCCUCAUAGGGAGCAGAAAUGUCAAUCACACCAAACGCUCUCAUCUGAGGCGAUCUGUGAGGACCUGACCCCGGAGUAGGCAGAUCAAGUGCAGUCAGGGAGGAGAGUGCCAAAGGGAAAGCGCUUCAUCUCGCUCUCAAAGGCAGGACGGUUGCCGUUUUACUCAACUGCUUUAAAUUGGAUCACUUUGUCAAGGUUUGAGAUUGUGGACCCCUUUGUGGUGGCUGCAACCUGUGGUAUGACCAUGUCUCUCCCUCAACUGGCAUAUCAGUAUAUAAGACCACCGUGCCUCUCCGAGCGUCACGGCGUAGCAAACGGCCGAGCUGGGACGGAGUUUAGUCCGUCGGCCACCCUCUCCAAUGUGUUAUCCACGAUGUACGGAGCACCUUUCGCAGCCACACAAGGAUACGGAGCUUUCCUCCCUUAUUCAACAACAGACGUUGCUAUUUUAAAUCAGAUGGGCGCUCAUUAUGAACUAAAGGACACCCCUGGCAUACAGCACCCCGGACUUUCUCAUCACCCUUCGCCGUUUUACCCUUAUGGCCAGUGUCACUUCGGCGAUCCAAAUAGACCCAAAAAUGCCACGCGUGAAAGCACGAGCACACUGAAGGCCUGGCUGAGUGAACACAGGAAGAACCCGUACCCAACAAAAGGCGAGAAAAUCAUGCUGGCCAUUAUCACUAAAAUGACUCUGACUCAAGUGUCCACUUGGUUUGCCAAUGCCAGACGGAGACUCAAGAAGGAAAAUAAAAUGACUUGGGUUCCAAAGAGUCGAACCGACGAAGAGGAAAAUGGAUAUCCAAGCGACAACGACGGGGACGGAGAUAAAGACGACGACGAGGAAAUUGACUUGGAAAAUAUUGAUGCAGAGAAAGAAGAAAAUAAGGACGAUUCAGAUGAUCAGGAUGACAAUUCCGAAAGGAAACGAGUUGAUAAAAGUGAUUCUGAGAUAUCCGAUGCUAACGAAGACAUACCCAGACAUGACGUGAAAUUCUUAGAGCAUCCCAUGAAAGAAAGCAAAAGUACUUGCGAGGACCCGGCCAAGCAAGCGAACAAUGGUUUGUUUCAGCCAAGCGUUACACAGUCCAGUGAUGAAAGUAAAGAUACCCAUGAACCACUUCACAGUAAUUUCACCCUACCACAAAAACCAAAAAUUUGGUCUUUGGCUGAGACUGCAACGAUGCCAGACAACCCUAGAAAGUCUCCUCUGCCGAACAGGAACUCCGCACCUGUUACUCACCCGCUUUUAGCGCCACAGAGACCCCUCUCGUGCGAAGUCACGAAACUUCCAAGUUGGACAAAACUGGCGUUUUCAUCGCAUCAAAUUGCUUUAAACGAUCAUUAUCUUGAACUUGCGAAACAGGUUUCUUUGAAUAAUAACAUCCUAUACAGGCACAGAGAUGGGAAGGAUCACAGUUAGAUGUAUGCCAUUUGGACUGAUGUGAGUGAGUGUUGAGUGUAUAGCCUGCGCUUUACUGCUCAAUUCGUUUUUUAGUAAAAUAAUGGGUUUCAGUGGGAUUGGGAUUAAUUUAUUUUUGUCGUUUUUAUUUCAAUACCAUUUGUGGAAAAUGCAAGAACAAAGUAUUUUAUAUUAUGCAGUGACUGCAAUUGAAAAAGAUUCUGCAGGUUAUCAUAUAGCUGUCCUGGAGUCUAUAAUGAUUAUGUUUAAGCGCGUCAUACGUGUGUGGUUUAGCCGACUUCCAUAUUUUAAAAGCACAACUUCACACAAAUAUCACAUAGUUCUAUUAUAUGGGGGUCUGACGUGUCAAUACAACAUGAUGACAGAUUGCCCUAACACAAACUAUAACACAAACUAUUGCCGUUAUGCUUUAGGCCAUCCCCAAAACAAUACAGUGCCUUUAAAAAUAUAAAAGUUUAAUUUGGAAAUGAAGCAAAUUGCGUUUGUUUGUUUUUUUGUCUGUUUUUAAUAGCCUAUUUUUAUUACAGAUAGUUUAGAUGGAUUUCCCCCUUUUAUCAGAUCAUGAGAAUUAGUGCUGGGUAGCCUGAUCGUUAUUAGGCCUAGCUCAGAGGUUCCGAAUGAAAGGGUAAUCUCUAAAUUGCAAGCAUGCCCAACGGGUAACAACACAUUAAACGGUUUUUAACGUUACGUGUCUAGGGCCUACAUAAUAUGUAAAUAUGUGUUUAAAUGGGUUUGAUCAUAGGCAAAUACAACGAAAUUGUAUAUAAGAAUCUGUGAAAGCUUUAUAUUUUGGUUAUUAAAAAUAUUGCAACAUG
Messenger RNA from Clupea harengus (Atlantic herring), 2336 nucleotides. It is a transcript of the gene irx3b, whose product is annotated as iroquois homeobox 3b. Lineage: Eukaryota; Metazoa; Chordata; Actinopteri; Clupeiformes; Clupeidae. Gene Ontology annotation, biological process: cell development; regulation of transcription by RNA polymerase II; neuron differentiation. Gene Ontology annotation, cellular component: nucleus. Gene Ontology annotation, molecular function: RNA polymerase II cis-regulatory region sequence-specific DNA binding; DNA-binding transcription factor activity, RNA polymerase II-specific. The record is from RefSeq and is a predicted model, not a curated record.